AGGUAACUCGAACACCGGGAAGGAAGAUGGAAAGAAAGACUUCUAAUGAAUCGUGUAUUUUCUGCAAUUUUGCGCAAAAUAAAGACGAAGAAACCACUAUUCUUAAGCAGGAUGAAGAGUUUGUUUGCUUCAGAGACAUUGAUCCUGCUGCUCCUCAGCACUACCUGGUUAUUCCUAGAAACCACAUUGUCAGCUGCAAAUCACUGAACAGAAGCCACAUUGACCUUGUUGAAAGGAUGGCCAAAUUUGGGAAAGAAGUGCUCCUGGACCAGGGGACCACUGAUAUGGAGAAUGUAAGGUUGGGGUUCCAUCAGCCUCCCUUCAUCUCAGUGGAACACCUUCACCUCCAUGUGCUCGCCCCAGCCAGCCAGAUCUCAACUUUAAUGAAGUACAAGUUCACCCCAGGAACUGACCGUUUUAUUGAUGAAAAGUCUCUAAGGGAGCGUUUAAAGACAGUGUCUCCACUUGCCUUUGCACGUUUUAGACAAUAUUUUGGAUUUUAGGUUUUGAAUCCAACAUUUACCCAAAAGGCAAAAUGCCGUAGCUUAAGGAACCUCUAAUGAUCGUGCAGCUGUGUUUAAAAAAAAAAAAAAGAAAAAACUCAGCCUGGAAAGAGACUUUUAACAAGCACUGGCUGUUAAGACAGAAAAGCUCAAUUACAGUGUGCUGUUUUGAACAUUUAUUGUUCAUCCAUCCAUUAUGUAGCACAGAUGUUGCAAGGGGGGCUGGUGUCUCUCUCCAGUGGGAUACACUCCGGACAAAUUGUCGGUCUAUCACAGGGCAACACAGAGACAAACAGGACAAACAACCGUGCACGCGGACGCUCACACUUAAGGAGAAUCCAAAGUGCCCCGGGGAGAACCCACGCAUUUACAGAGAGAACAUGCAAACUAUUCUACCAACUGCACCAGUGUACAACCAACACAUUUAUUUAUUUAUUAUUUUUAAUCAUUUUAUCUUUAUUUUUAGUCACGUUUACAUGUUAAGGAGACGAUAAGCCAAACUGUGGCCUUUAAUGAUCAAUUUUAGAUUGUAUUGUUUACUGAAAUCUAUGUAAAGUGAUUUGUUAUUUUAUAGUUAUUUAUAAUUAAUACCAAAUGAACUGUUAGAUGACUAAUAUAAUCAUUAAAAGGUGAUUUUUCACUUGUUUGAAAAAUGGUCUUGAUAUUUAAAAAAGAUGCAUGCAUCUUUUAAAAUGUGAUUUUUA
This is a messenger RNA of Poeciliopsis prolifica (blackstripe livebearer), 1207 nucleotides long. RefSeq names its product adenosine 5'-monophosphoramidase HINT3-like. Gene Ontology annotation, molecular function: catalytic activity. The transcript is spliced from 5 exons. The coding region runs from base 27 to 503 and encodes 158 amino acids. The record is from RefSeq and is a predicted model, not a curated record. NCBI's taxonomy places the organism in Eukaryota, Metazoa, Chordata, Actinopteri, Cyprinodontiformes, Poeciliidae.